AUGCUCCACUUCUUCAAUGGAAAUCUCUACUCCGUCUUCCCCAAGCGCCUCCUGGUCACAUGGUCUACGCUUCUCAAAGCUCCACAUUCGCCGUCGCCGCUGCUCGAUCGCCUCGUGGAAUCGCUCGGCCUGCCCUUAGAGUCCACCGUUUCGAUCUGCAAGAAGCUCAGAAUCGACGGCAAGGUCCCGGACGACGUCGAGAGAGCCAGUUCCGUGCUUGGGUUCUUGAAAUCCUGCGGCUACGACGAGGCGCGGCUCGCGAAAUUGAUCGCGAAGCGGCCGUCGCUGCUCCUGUCUGACGUGGAGUCGACCCUCAAGCCACAGAUGCAGUUCCUCCGCGAGAGCGGGGUGUCGGGUUCGGUCUUGCUCAGCGCCAUGGCCGUGAACCCUGCGGUCUUUAACAAGAGCGUGGAUUCGUUCUUGAAACCCCAGAUUGAUUUCCUCAAGAAGUAUCUCAGGAGCUCGGAUGCGUUCGAUACCGCCAUCAGGCGCAACUUGUGGCUCUUGACUGCGAAUCACAGGCGUAAUUUGGGCCCGAACAUCAAGCUCUUGAUGAGCGAAGGAGUAAGCAUCGAUGACAUAUCGCUGCUGAUGAUCCGGCAACCGAGAGCUCUGACACUCAAGGUUGAUAGGAUAGCUUCCGUUGUCGAAUCUGUCAAAAGGUUCGGGUUCGAGCCGGGGUCGAUGAAGUUUGUGAAGGCCGUGAGGGUGAUGUUGUCGAUGAACGAGUCGACUUGGCAUAACAAGGUGGAGUUUUUCAAGAGCUUGGGCUGGUGUCAAGAGGAUGUCGUGUCUAUGUUUAUGCGGUAUCCCCGUUUCUUGACUGUCUCGGAGGACAAGGUUAGGAGAGUAGUGGAAUUGAUAGCUCAGGAGGACAUAGUGUUUCAUCCACUGUCUCUUACGUAUUCGAUAGACAAAAGGCUUCAGCCUAGGCAUAACGUGAUUAAAGUCUUGUUGUCCGAGGGCUUGCUCGAAAAGGAUCGAAGAAUUAUCAAUCUGUUUAAACUGUCUGAUAAGUUGUUCCUGGAGAAUCAUGUGAUGAGGCACUUGGACCAGGUUCCCCAUCUGAUGGAGAUAUUCAGAGGCUCUGUGACCCCAUAG
This is a messenger RNA of Syzygium oleosum, 1101 nucleotides long. RefSeq lists its product as uncharacterized. Gene Ontology annotation, cellular component: chloroplast. The record is from RefSeq and is a predicted model, not a curated record. Gene Ontology annotation, biological process: regulation of DNA-templated transcription; chloroplast organization. Gene Ontology annotation, molecular function: double-stranded DNA binding. The coding region runs from base 1 to 1101 and encodes 366 amino acids. Lineage: Eukaryota; Viridiplantae; Streptophyta; Magnoliopsida; Myrtales; Myrtaceae. The transcript has a single exon.